AGGGGGCGUUGCUACCUAACAAUGUCUGAGAGGCAGGAAGUGGCCGCCUGCUAUUGUUUAACCAGCAGCCAGUGUCAAGAGCGAGUGCCGUCCGGGUCUGAUCUGGGUGGGUCAAGGAACCAGCUCUACACUGUUCUUAUGUUAGAGGGCGGGCAGGGGCAGGGCAGUGGAGUCAACCAUACCGUUCCUUUUUCCCUAAUUUGGAGCCAACGAGAAACUUAUAAAACAAGUUAGUCCGGUGCAAUCGGUACCGCCUGCCGAUGCUGAGCCUAUGCCAACAGUGGUGCUGCGUGGCUCCCUUGUGGUACAGCUGCAGGGCAAGGGGUCUAGACGAUGACGACCGGCUGAGCCAAGAUGAGCAUCUGGAGCACAGUGUGACCAGGAGCAGUGCGGGGAGCGACUCUGUUGAAGAGAAAAGUGUCAAGGAGGGAAUCCUGUUGAAGCAGACCAGCUCCUUCCAAAGGUGGAAACGGCGCUACUUCAAACUCCGAGGGAGGACGCUCUACUACGCCAAGGACUGCAAGUCUCUUAUAUUUGACGAGGUGGACUUGUCAGACGCCAGCGUAGCUGAGACCAGCACCAAGAACAUCAACAACAGUUUCACCGUCAUUACUCCUUUUCGCAAACUGAUGCUAUGUGCCGAGAACAGGAAGGAAAUGGAAGACUGGAUUGGCGCCCUCAAGUCUGUCCAGAAGUGGGAGAUCUAUGAGGCCAGCCAGUUCAACAUGGAGCAUUUUUCAGGGAUGCACAACUGGUACGCCUGCUCGCACGCACGCCCCACCUUCUGCAAUGUCUGCAGGGAGGCUCUACCCGGCGUCACUUCCCAUGGCCUGUCCUGCGAAGUAUGCAAGUUUAAAGCUCACAAGCGAUGCGCAGUUCGCUCCACCAACAACUGCAAGUGGACCACACUGGCCUCCAUCGGGAAUGACAUCAUAGAAGAUGAGGACGGGGUGUCCAUGCCCCACCAGUGGCUGGAGGGUAACUUGCCUGUCAGCGCCAGGUGCGUGGUGUGCGACAAGAACUGCGGCAGCGUGAGGCGACUGCAGGACUGGCGCUGCCUCUGGUGCAAGGCCAUUGUCCACAGCAGCUGUAAAGAACAAAUGGCCAAAGUCUGCCCCCUGGGUCAGUGUAGAGUGUCCAUCAUCCCUCCCACUGCACUUAACAGCAUCGACUCUGACGGCUUCUGGAAAGCCACCUCAGCGUCCUGCACGAGUCCUCUUCUGGUACUGGUCAAUUCCAAAAGUGGGGACAAUCAGGGUGUCAAGUUCCUGCGCAAGUUCAAACAGCUUCUCAACCCAGCGCAAGUCUUCGACCUCAUGAACGGGGGGCCCGAACUCGGCCUGCGCAUCUUUCAGAAGUUUGUGACGUUCCGCAUCCUGGUGUGCGGGGGAGAUGGCAGCGUGGGCUGGGUGCUCUCUGAACUUGACAAACUGAGCCUUCACAAGCAGUGCCAGCUGGGCGUGCUGCCGCUGGGCACCGGUAACGACCUGGCCCGAGUCCUGGGCUGGGGGGGUCUCUGUGACGACGACGCUCAGCUUCUGCAGAUCUUGGAGAAGCUGGAGAGGGCUACCACCAAAAUGCUGGACCGGUGGAGCGUGAUGACAUACGAAGUUCCCGCCACCAAUAAACAGAUGUCAUUAGUAAGGGAAGACUUCCCCCUCGAUUCCCCACUGCAGGUUCACAUCACUCAGUAUGCAGACUCUGUGGCGUCCCACCUGGCCAAGAUCCUAGACUCAGACAAACACAGCGACGUCAUUUCCUCCGCCAAGUUCCUGUGUGGGACGGUCAACGAGUUUGUGGCGGAGGUGGGCAAGGCGUACGAGAGAGCCACAGAGAACAAGGAAGAGGCGGACGCUAUGGCAAAAAAGUGUGCAUUGCUGAAUGAGAAGCUGGAUUCUCUGGUGAAAGCCUUAAGUGAGGAAGCUGAUGCUCAGGUAAUUAAGGGAGUGCUAACCUGUAUCAACGGUAAAAAACAACCCUCACCUGUCAUCUUCUAUUGCUUUCAGGUGGUUCCGGCAGGUUCUUUGCCCAGCCAGGAGGAUGGCGGCUCAGGACCCGAUAAAAAUGGCAGCGACACAGGCUCCAAUUGUCAAACGUACCGCUCCAGGGAGCAGCUGAUGCUGCGGGCCAACAGCCUGAAAAAGGCACUGAGGCAGAUCAUCGAACAAGCAGAGAAAGUGGUGGACGAGCAGACCCGAGACACUCAGUUGUAUCGGAUUCCUUCCUCAUCCUCCAUUAAAAGGGAAAACAGCGAGGAACAGAAGGAUACAGAGAGGCGGCGUAGAACUGCAAGCCCUUCCUCGCCCAUCGUCCCGGAGAAACAAGAGAGCCUCAACGCGGUCAUCUUCAACGAGGACUCUGUACAAUGCUGGGAGAAGUGUGUCAUGAACAACUACUUUGGCAUUGGUCUGGACGCAAAGAUCUCACUGGAGUUCAACAACAAGAGGGACGAGCAUCCCAAAAAGUGCAGCAGUCGCACAAAGAACAUGAUGUGGUACGGAGUGCUGGGGACGAAAGAGCUGGUACAGAAGACUUACAAAAACCUGGAGCAGAGGGUUCAGCUUGAGUGUGAUGGCAUAUCCAUGCCUCUGCCAAGUCUCCAGGGACUGGCUGUGCUCAACAUUCCCAGCUAUGCAGGCGGUAUCAACUUCUGGGGUGGCACCAAGGAAGACAAUAACUUUGGUGCACCGUCUUUUGACGACAAGAAGCUGGAAGUGGUGGCCGUGUUUGGCAGCAUGCAGAUGGCCAUGUCCAGAGUCAUCAACCUGCAGCACCACCGCAUCGCCCAGUGCCGCCAAGUGAAAAUUACCAUUCUGGGGGAGGAAGGCGUCCCUGUGCAGGUGGAUGGCGAAGCCUGGAUCCAGCCACCGGGGGUCGUCAAGAUCCUCCAUAAGAAUCGAGCGCAGAUGCUGACCAGAGACAGGGCCUUCGAGAGCACACUCAAGUCCUGGGAGGACAAGAUGAAAAUCGACAUUGACCGCAACCCCAGGGCCCGCCUUGACUCCCAGCAGUCCAUGGAGUACCUGACGGAGGAGGAGUGUGCUCAGGUGCAACAGUUGGGCAUCGUGGCCAGCGCGCUCAUCAACAAGAUCCGGGAGGCCGCCAAGACCCACAAGGUGGUGGAGCAGGAGUUGGCACACCCGGUCAACGCUAGCGCAGUGGUACUAACCGAGGCCAAGCUGUCCAGUCCUGAGUGUCUGAGUCGCAGCACAGCGGUAGAAAUCGUCAACAGCAGCAAAGUUCUGCAAGCAGAGACCACGAUGCUUCUGGAUGGAAAACAUCUGUCCGAGUCCCCCGAGGAAGAGGAGCUCCGUGUGACCCUGAACAGCCUGAGUGGCGAGCUCCACAAGCUGGAAGACAUCCACUGGAUCUGUCCACUGAUGAACUGCACUGAAGAGGAGUCAGUCCGUCCAUGCAGCAGCAGUAAGAGCAGCAUGAAGCUGAAGAUCCUGCCCAGGGGGAAGAAGGAGAAGGAGAUGCUCUACAAGCAGAAGUCCAACAGCUCUCUCUCAGGAACGUGGGAUGUCAAAACUCCUGAAGCAGAAUUGUCGGGCAACUGAGGGAGAUCUUUUCCAUCACCUUGACAACCAGAGGUGAAGCGAUGACCUCGGCCCCCGGCCUGUCGUUAUCCUCCCUGUUGCGACCAGGUGGGCUGACAGAGGUGGGACCAUCGUUGUUUUACUUACUGUUGUUUUUGUUUUUCAAAGAAGCCUCGCUUGCAUUGCUGUGGUGAAAGAACUUCUCGUUUAGUGAGGGUUUUUUUUGGUUUGUUCCAAACUGAGUGUUUACACGGUGCUCUCCUUGCAUGCCGAGCACAGCCAUCUUUGUUUUGGACCUCUCGAGUCCAACGUCGGAAAGCGAAAGCAGCCUUCAGACUCCGGUGAGACUCGGUUCUCGUUGCUACUGCCAAUGCAACCUCAGACUUGCAGAAUAUCUUAAAUGUUGCAAAAAAGAAGUAACAUACUGAAUGUAUUUGUGUGUUGAGCUGUGAAUUGUUGAAAUAAUAAUAUAAUUAACGAUCAUUUACACAUGCAACAUGAAGGUGUGAUGGUUCUAAAGUGGUUCUUAGUAUGUCGUGGCCUCCGACAGGUACUCCGAGGUCAUUUGUGGCCAUUCAGGGCACGCUAACAAACUGCUGAAUGUAGAUGUAAUGCACGAAUGUGAGAUUUAUUUUUUAUUUUUUAUGCUUUGCCAACGCUUCUUACAAUCUCUAGUGGCUUUGCAGCUUCCCCUUUGCCUUUUAAAGACUACGAUUAGAAUAAAUAAUGGAUAGAAAUAGGCCAAACAUGACGACGAUCACGCCAAUAUAUGAGUGUCGCAGUAGAUGUUUAUAGUCAGAGCUGCAUCAUAUUGACCCCGAUAUAAGACCACUCCCCUUUGUCAAGUCCUGUUUUACUUUUGAACCUGUUAACCAGGCACCUGCUGGUUUGCAUGAAUCAUCUCAAGAAAACCUGCCUUUUUCAGACUAUAUAAGACAAAACCAUCUUGGAUUCGGGUUAUUUGUCAUCAGAAAAAAAAAGUGUGUUCAUUUAUUUAGCUCUCGUUAAGAUUUAGACAAUACUAGCCUUUACUGUAGUGACGCUACACUGCCAUAUUAUUACGAGCCUUUAAAAAGUCGACGUCGUCGUUAUCUCUUUGUUCAUUUUUCUACGCUGACUUCCAUUCUUGGUUAGACUGCAUCCAUCGUGUGCCACCUUCUCACCUUGGAGGCUUUAGUGGUGCUUGUGCCAAGCAGAGCGACACAUUCCAGGUGUGUGUGUGCGUGUGUGUUGUACAUUUCAAAGUUUACUGUAUCUUUGCCUUGCACUUUACCAACAAAGAGGGGAAAUAUGCGCAUGUGCGUGUGUGUGUGUGCGUGUGUUUACAAGCGUGUGUACAAUUAGGUGAAGACUAAUAUUUAUGGCAAAAAUGCUAACUAUAUCCACAUGAUGACAUCGGUGGCUGUGUAGUUCCUCCUCCAUGUGACCACGGUAACCAUGCGAAGCUUUACGCCAAAGCUGAAGAACAUGUUGUCAGGACUUAAGGAAAUCACUGAUGAAGUUAAAAUGUUUGAAUUGUUAUUAUCAACUUGUUCUGAACAAAUGAUUGCAACUUGUGUGUGUUGAUUUUUUUUUUCAACCAAAGCUCAUAUUAUGUAUAUUUAAUUUUUUUUUUUUAACAAGAUUGUUUUAAUUUAAUUUAAUGAGAUUUAGAAAGGAUUCGGCCAAGCUCCUUGUUUGCACGACCGUGUGCGUUGCCCGUUGUUCUAUAUUGUGCUGUUGUCUGCGGCGUGCAACAAAAGACGGCAAGCUUUGGAGAUUAAAAAGAAUUUAAUGGUG
This is a messenger RNA of Nerophis lumbriciformis (worm pipefish), 5318 nucleotides long. Its product is annotated as diacylglycerol kinase delta. Gene Ontology annotation, cellular component: plasma membrane. NCBI's taxonomy places the organism in Eukaryota, Metazoa, Chordata, Actinopteri, Syngnathiformes, Syngnathidae. The record is from RefSeq and is a predicted model, not a curated record. Gene Ontology annotation, biological process: phospholipase C-activating G protein-coupled receptor signaling pathway. Gene Ontology annotation, molecular function: ATP-dependent diacylglycerol kinase activity.